GACACUAUCUAUACGAAGCUUAUUGUUCAAAUUAAAACCUGUGAAAUAUAAAGAAGUUUUUUUUAUUAUUUUUUAAGCUACAAAGUUUUUUAUAAUUCCUCAAAUAUGUGACGUAUUCAAAAUUACUAUAGUUUAGUUGACAAAAACGAUCAUUUUAAUAACCUAUUUAAUGCAAAAGUGUUCUCUUCUAUCAAUCUCAAAUCUCAAAAUUGAAGCUUUUCAAGGUUGAAAAAAGAGCAAUAAUAAACUAAAUGACUCUAUUACACUCCAAAAACCCCUCAUUGAUUUUGACAAGUGCUUCAGAUAAAGAUCAAGCAAACUUGAAAAUUAUUAAUUAUAGAUUAAACAAUAAGCACCGACCGCAUAAAAAGCCAACUUGACAAUUAUUAGUUAUAUAUUAAACAAUAAACAAGGACCGCAUAAAAUGCCAGUUUUAGAUUUUAAAUCAAUCUUUUCUUUCUCCCUGGUUUUGUAGUUUAUUAUAUUGUUCGUAUUCUGCUUUACUUUUAAAUUUAUAAAUCACCAACUGUAUUACAUAUUCAUAUAGCCUACGGUACCAAAGGAGAAGCAUUUUUUUUUUUUAAAUAAUUUCUACCACUUUUCAUUUUAUUAUAAUCAGAACAGCGUGACCGAGUCAAAUAUGUAGUGCUAAAGUUGGUCUUUCUUGCUAGUGCUAAGCUUAAUUAAUUGUGGAUAUGCAGUAAAGUGUUACUCUUUUCGUGAUAACUUUAAUUAAUUUUCUCCAUCAUUCUUCACUGAGGAGAGAGUUUCGAUUGUCAUCUCUGAGUGUAUAUUAAUAGACAAAAAAAUCAAGCUAAUAAAACUUUAAUUUUCCCAUCGAAAUUUUCCUUUUACUUGUGGAGUUGCAGCUGUUUAUAGCAAGCAUGUCUUCUUCUUCUCUUUCUCUUGAAGAAAAACACGAUGUGUUUCUCAGUUUCAGAGGUGAGGACACACGCAACACAUUCGCUAGCUAUCUUUAUGCAGCUUUAUCGGCAAACCAAAUCUUAACUUUCAUGGAUCAUGAGCUUAAGAGAGGGGAUGAAAUUUCACCAACACUAAGCAGAGCCAUCAAAGAAUCCAAGAUUUCGGUGAUCAUCUUCUCGGAAAACUAUGCUUCAUCCACAUGGUGUUUGGAUGAACUUGUGCAUAUACUUGAAUACAAGAAAAUAAGAGGCCUGAUUCUUAUUCCAAUCUUUUAUGGCAUAGAUCCAUCUGUUGUACGAAAACAGGAAGGGAGUUACAAAGUUGCAUUUGAUUCACAUGAAAAAAGUUUCAAGGAUAGAAUUGAGAAGGUGAAUCAAUGGAGAGCUGCUUUAACAGAAGCAUCCAAUCUAUGUGGAUUGGAUUCAAAGGAUUUCAGGCCUGAAAAUAAGUUAGUUCAAAAAAUUGUUGAAGACAUUUCAUUAAAAUUGUCAAAAUAUCUAUCAUUGGAUGAGAAUAUCAAGGGACAGCUCAUUGGAAUUGAAAAGCAUAUCAAAGAAAUUGAAUCACUAUUAUCCAAUGGCACAAAAGCUGUUUGCAUCAUGGGUAUUUGGGGCAUGGGAGGUAUUGGUAAGACCACCCUUGCUAUAUAUUUAUUUCAUAAUUUAUCAUCUUCUAAUAAUUUUGAAGCUUGUUGUUUUCUUUGGAAUGUUAGAGAAGAAUAUGGAAGAUUCGGAUUAGAUCAUUUGAGAAGGAAACUUGUAUCUAAUUUAUUAAAUGUUGAAGCUAAUGUAAAGCUGGAUACCUUAGGUGUAGCAUCACCUUUUAACCUUUACAGAAUUCGACGUAAGAAGGUACUGGUUGUUUUGGAUGACGUGGAUAGAUCAAUCCAAUUAGAUGCUUUAGUUGAAGGAUAUCGCCAACUUUCAUGUGGAAGUAGAAUCAUUGUUACAACUAGAAAUAAGCAAGUGCUUGUAAAAGAAGCAGACUAUAUUUACAAGGUUGAGAGGUUAAAUCACAUCGAAUCUCUUAAGCUCUUCCAUUUGCAUGCUUUUAGUAAAAAUUCUACAGCAGUGGAUGACAAAAUGGUGUUGGAAGUGAUAAAUUAUGCAAAUGGCAAUCCAUUAGCUCUGAAGGUCUUGAGUUCUUUCCUUUGCUCUAGAAGUAAAAAUGAUUGGGAAAGUGCAUUGAAGAAGUUGGAAAGAUUUCCAAACCUGGAAAUUCAAGAUGUGUUGAGAAUCAGUUAUGAAGGACUAGAUGAUAAAACGAUCAAGGGUACAUUUCUUGACAUUGCUUGCUUAUUUGAUUCAUCUUUUACAAGAGACCAUGCAGAAAGCAUAUUAGAUGAUGGUAAUUCGUCUAUAAAAAUAGAAAUAAGUGUUCUCAUUGACAAGUGUUUAAUUGAAGAUAUUGGAAGUCACAUGUACAGGAACAACGAGCUACUAUAUGUGCACGAUUUGCUGCACCAAAUGGGUCGGGCAAUUGUACGUGAUGAAGAUAAAGAACUGGUAAUUGUAGUAGGUUGUGCGAUGCCAUGGAAAUCUGCGAGGUAUUGGAAAAUAAUACGGGGACCAAAGCAGUUGAAGUCAUAUCAUUCAACAUGUUUGAUACUAAAAAAAAUGUGAAAGUGUGUCAUGAAGCCUUCUCAAAUAUGCGCAACCUACGAAUUCUCAAAAUUUAUCAUAGGGAUGAUGCUUGUAUUAGUAACAAGUUCAAACUGUCCAUUCCUCAAGACCUUGAUUCUUAUCUUUCUAAUAAGCUAAGGUCUUUUCAGUGGGACCUUUACCCUUUGAAAUCAUUGCCAUCAAACUUUAUUCCUGAGAAUCUUGUUGAACUUGUACUUCGUGGCAGCCACGUUGAAAAGCUUUGGAAUAACCGUAAAAUUCAGAAUCUUCCGUUCUUAAGAAGGAUUGAUCUUAGUUAUUCCAAGUUCCUUAGUCAACUACCCGAUUUGUCGCAGGCUCCAAAUUUGGAGAGUAUAAAUCUUGAAGGCUGUACAAGCUUGGUUCAGGUUCUUU
Molecule: messenger RNA, 2939 nt
Organism: Ziziphus jujuba (common jujube)
Lineage: Eukaryota; Viridiplantae; Streptophyta; Magnoliopsida; Rosales; Rhamnaceae
Product: disease resistance protein RPV1-like
Exons: 4
Coding region: 885-2546 (553 amino acids)
Biological process (GO): defense response; signal transduction
Molecular function (GO): ADP binding
Source: RefSeq, a predicted model, not a curated record